Molecule: messenger RNA, 201 nt
Organism: Phytomonas sp. Hart1
Lineage: Eukaryota; Euglenozoa; Kinetoplastea; Trypanosomatida; Trypanosomatidae
Source: the annotation of a GenBank genome assembly
AUGUUACCUUCGUUCAAGGAUAUGAUAUGCUGUCAGCAUGGGGGCAUUAAUACCAAAGAACCAAAUACUCUUACUUCGAAAGAGAUGUUGGCGCUUUCCCAUACGGAGAGCGGGGUUUCUGAUACAUGUCACAAUUCGAAAUACUUUGCGAUGGCUUCUUUUGCAUCAAUUCUUGCUGUUCAAAGCAUGUUGUCUGAUUAA